CUGAACCGGAUAUCCGGUCCGCCAUCCGCGCGUGAAGAAGCUCCGCCACACGUGGAAUCCAGAGGAGAGCGAACGUGCGACCCGCAACAUCUUGGGUUUUUUCAACAUUAAACAACGCCUUUGAUAUAUUUUGGUCCUUUUAAAACGCUCCAUCUUCAAGAUGUUCCUGCAGUUUUACCUCAAUGAGGAGGGAGACCGAGUCUACACUCUGAAGAAGAGUUGUCCGGCCGGGCAGCCCACCAGCUCUGCCCACCCGGCCCGCUUCUCUCCGGACGACAAGUUCUCCCGACACCGGGUGACGCUGAAGAAACGCUUCGGCCUUCUGCUCACCCAGCAGCCCAGACCCAUUCUGUGAGGGGCGGAGAUUUGGACUGUGAAGCAGAAAUAAGAAAGGAACACAUUGAGGAUUCCAACCUGUUACCGAGCAGCCGGGAUAAAUUACCUCACUGAUCUUCAUUUGAUGUUCCGUUAGUUUGUUGACGUUACUUCAUGGAUGAUAUUUUGUUUUCCACAUGGAAUAAAUAUUCGGUUAAUGUUUUUUUUAUCUGGUUGUUUCAACGUGUAUAAAGUCCACAUGUGGUCAUAUUUAGGAAGGAAAUUGGAUAAACGCCUUGGGAGUCGUAUGUUAAGGCCUUUGCAGUCAGAUCUUUUCCCCGGAUGAACCAAUGAGAUGUUUUCCUUUGGCGUGAGAGACAUUGCUCUCCAUCAUUAUUGGAAGGCCAAACAAGAUUUUAGUGGAAUGGAGUUAUUUGUAUGAUUCUGUCUCCGCUUGGUAUUUUAUGACCGUACUUUUCCUGGUGCUUAUAGUCUGCAAUGUUUGAUAAAACGCCGCGGUGUAUUUUUAACACCUUGUCUCAUCAAGAAUUAAAGAUGUAAACAAUC
This is a messenger RNA of Pungitius pungitius (ninespine stickleback), 882 nucleotides long. It is a transcript of the gene nop10, whose product is annotated as NOP10 ribonucleoprotein homolog (yeast). The coding region runs from base 161 to 355 and encodes 64 amino acids. The record is from RefSeq and is a predicted model, not a curated record. Gene Ontology annotation, molecular function: telomerase RNA binding; snoRNA binding. Gene Ontology annotation, cellular component: box H/ACA snoRNP complex. Gene Ontology annotation, biological process: snRNA pseudouridine synthesis; ribosome biogenesis; rRNA pseudouridine synthesis. Lineage: Eukaryota; Metazoa; Chordata; Actinopteri; Perciformes; Gasterosteidae. The transcript has 2 exons.